UGUUUUUUACCGCCAGUUGCUCCGCUGCCGUCCAAAAGUUUGGGGCUUGAAUUUCGGCUGAAAGCGGGUACAUUUCCGGCGUUUGUUUAUUUUUUUGGUAACCAUAACCGAACCCAAACAAAAAUCGGCAAAAUGACGCAGAUGUCCGACGAACAGUUUCGCAUACUCAUCGAAACAAUUCGAUCGCUCGCGCCGAUCAAAGAAGAGGAGCCGCCGUCGAAGGGGAGUUUCAGCAACUGCUUGGUGAGAUUCAGUGGACAGCGGGAUCACGAUGCCGUGGAUGAGUUCAUCAACGCGGUGGAGACGUACAAGGAGGUCGAGGGUAUCAGCGAUAAGGAUGCGCUGAAGGGUCUGCCCCUGCUCUUCAACAAUAUAGCCGUGAUGUGGUGGAAGGGUGUGCGCCGAGAUGUCAAGACCUGGCAGGAUGCCCUGCAGCUCCUGCGCGACCACUUCUCGCCCACCAAGCCAUCCUACCAGCUCUACAUGGAGAUCUUCGAGACGAAGCAGGCCUCUGGCGAGGUCAUCGACGCCUUUGUCUGCAAACAGAGAGCCCUGUUGGCCAAAUUGCCGGAGGGGAGACACGACGAAGAGACUGAACUGGAUUUCAUCUUCGGCCUGAUGCAGCCGAAGUACCGGGAGAGCAUUCCCCGCCAUGAGAUCAAGUCAUUCCGGGAACUACUCGAUCGGGGACGAACGUUGGAGCGUGCCAAGAAUUCAAGUUGGGCUUAAGUUAGUUAGUUUUACUAGGCAAAUAAAAAUGGUUUACAUUAAUCGAA
Messenger RNA from Drosophila ficusphila, 776 nucleotides. RefSeq names its product activity-regulated cytoskeleton associated protein 2 (gene Arc2). The coding region runs from base 133 to 729 and encodes 198 amino acids. The transcript has a single exon. The record is from RefSeq and is a predicted model, not a curated record. NCBI's taxonomy places the organism in Eukaryota, Metazoa, Arthropoda, Insecta, Diptera, Drosophilidae.